AUGACUAUUAAUGGAUGCAAUGAAAAUUUGCAAGCUCACGUUUUACAAGAGCAGGGAAAUCUUAUAGAACUACUCGAUCCAGCCCUCAAAUCUGACUACUCUUGGAAAAAAGCAAUCACAAUUUUAGAUUUAGUAAUGAUGUGCACUAACCCAUCCCCUACACUCAUGGCAACCAUGUCUGAAGUUGUAAAAAUCAUGGAAGGAAAGAGUAAGAUAAUUACCUCUAAAAUCAGUGUCCCUUACCCGAUGGAUGAAUUUACAACUGCCAAGGCCACCCCUCAAUCCAGGAGCACAUCACAGGAAGGGGCAUCAAACACUACUUUAUCUCAUUCUGUCAGCAAAGAGAUUGAAGAAUCUACUUUAUCUGCUGAUUAUACAGCUAAGAUGAUCAAUGGACAACGGGGGAUAUCAACAACCGAGUCAUCUUAG
This is a messenger RNA of Ilex paraguariensis (yerba mate), 429 nucleotides long. Lineage: Eukaryota; Viridiplantae; Streptophyta; Magnoliopsida; Aquifoliales; Aquifoliaceae. The record is from the annotation of a GenBank genome assembly.